Equus quagga is the source of this 1054-nucleotide messenger RNA. It is a transcript of the gene SPATA4, whose product is annotated as spermatogenesis associated 4. The record is from RefSeq and is a predicted model, not a curated record. NCBI's taxonomy places the organism in Eukaryota, Metazoa, Chordata, Mammalia, Perissodactyla, Equidae. Gene Ontology annotation, biological process: regulation of cytoskeleton organization; negative regulation of execution phase of apoptosis. Gene Ontology annotation, cellular component: axoneme. The transcript has 6 exons. Bases 131 to 1042 code for a protein of 303 amino acids. Gene Ontology annotation, molecular function: microtubule binding.
GCGUCCCCCAACGCAGGGCGUUGGGUCCGCAAACUGCGGGACCCUCCAGGCCUAGGGCGCCCGCGCUGAGGCCCCGCCCCCACGAGGCCCCGCCCCGCCCCGAUGCUGCCAUGGAAACCCAGAAAGCGACAUGGCUGCCGCGGGCCAGGGAGGACGGCUUGUGACACAGCCGGCGGCAGCCGUCCCCAAGUCACCUUCCCUUUCGCCACAGCCAGCAUCUCCCAUCCGAGGGAGGCCUAAGAAGGGUGUGGCCUAUCCGCAUCCCCCGAAGAGCUCGCGCCUGUCUCGGUCCGUCCUGCGCUGGCUCCAGGGCCUGGACCUCAGCUUCUUCCCCAGGAACAUCAACAGGGAUUUUUCAAAUGGUUUCCUGAUAGCAGAAAUAUUCACUAUAUAUUACCCCUGGGACCUUAAACUGUCCUCCUUUGCAAACGGAACUUCUUUAAAAGUCAAGUUGGAUAACUGGGCACAGGUGGAAAAGUUCCUGGCAAAAAAAAAUUUUAAAUUACCUAAAGAACUAAUUCAUGGAACAAUUCACUGUAAAGCCGGAGUACCUGAAAUACUGAUACAAGAGGUUUACACCCUGUUAACACAUCGAGAAAUUAGAAGUAUCCAGGAUGACCUCGUGAAUUUCACAGACUAUAGUUACCAGAUGCAGUUGCCCCUGGUUCCCAGGUCUACAGCGUCGAAGUCUAUAAAGAAUAACAUUAGGUUAUCAGAAUUAAUCAGUAAUCCCAACAGGCUCAGCAAUGAACUUAAAGUAGACUUCCUCUUCCUUUUACAAAUGUUGCAAAGAAAAUUAAGCAGAAAAUUGAAUCCAAAAUGGUUUGAGGUCAAACCGACUGUGGGAGAAUUUACUCUCGAUCGUCUUCCUGCCAAAGACUCUGGGUGCAAAUAUAAUUCAGUGAUUUCGAGGGAAAGAGUCACUCCUGUUUUAGAAAAUACAGAUAAUGGUGGCAGUCCAGUUAAAGAAAUUCACGUCAAACAAGCUGGAAAACAUUCUCUUGAAUCCAUUAGGAAACCUAUCAGAAACAUGAAAAAAUAACCUUGAAAAGCA